AUGUCGGCAGUCCAAGAGCUCAAUAACGCUGCUUACAGUCGCACACCGGCGUGGCCCGACUCGAAUACUUGUCCCGAUCUGCAGACACUGCGUGGACGCUUUCUGCGGCGGCUUCAUCUUUUUCUUCUCUAUGGUCUCUGGGUAGUUGGAAUUGGCUUUUUCAUAGUGAUGUGGAGUUUCUCGCUCAUCUGUAUAGUUCACUGGGUAUGGAAUACUCUCGUAAGUGCAGAUGCUACUCCGAUUCCACGAGCCGCGCAGGUUUUUCUCGGUCUCAUCGCACUUCAUGAGAGCUACCAUUUCGUGACUCGGCCUUCGCUUCACCGGUGGCCGUUCAUGAGGAACUUGAUUCGCUACUCGUUCCUGAAGUACCCGUACUUCCGUCUAAAUGUCACGGUUUUCGACGAGCGUGAGAAGGCCAAGCCAUUGGGUGGUGAUGGCGCUACUAUUGAUACAGAGAUCGACAUGGAGAUCGCUAGCAAGACCGUAGUAGAGAACGAUGUUUCACCAUUCGUGAAACCCAACGACCGCGCCAUGUGUGCUUUUCACCCGCAUGGCGUUCUCUCCAACGGCUGGGCGUUCAAUGGCGCACAUCACAUGAGUUUCGAGCGAGCUGACUGUCGAUGGCUCGUAGCUGAAAACCUCUUCUGGUUCCCCGUUAUGAGAGACUUACUAAACUGGAUGGACUUUAGCAGCGUUGCCAAAUCGACCUUCCAUCGAUUCAUGCCUACUGGCCAGAACGUGUGUUUAAUCCCUGGAGGAUUCGAGGAGGCAACACUCUACGAGCGAGGCAAACAUCGUGUGUACAUCAAGAAACGCUUUGGAUUCAUCAAAUUGGCCUUGCAACACGGAUACAAGGUGCAUCCAGUGUACACGUUCGGCGAGGAGUAUGCUUAUCAUACUUUCCCGUAUCUACUUAACUUUCGUCUUAAACUGAACGAGUUCAAGAUACCGGGGGUGCUCUUCUUCGGUCUACCGCAAUGCUUCUUUCUGCCUUGCACCGAUGUGGAUCUCAUCACCGUCGUAGGAGAAGCACUGAUAUUGCCCCGUAUCGAACAUCCGGCCAAGGAAGACGUGCAGAAGUAUCAUUCCAAGUACGUGGAGGCACUUCAAAAGUUGUUUGACAAGUACAAGUCGGUUUACGCCGUCGAUCCGGACGCCAAGCUGGAAAUUUACUAA
Phytophthora nicotianae INRA-310 is the source of this 1176-nucleotide messenger RNA. RefSeq lists its product as hypothetical. Gene Ontology annotation, cellular component: endoplasmic reticulum membrane. Bases 1 to 1176 code for a protein of 391 amino acids. Lineage: Eukaryota; Oomycota; Peronosporomycetes; Peronosporales; Peronosporaceae. The transcript has a single exon. Gene Ontology annotation, molecular function: diacylglycerol O-acyltransferase activity. The record is from RefSeq and is a predicted model, not a curated record. Gene Ontology annotation, biological process: triglyceride biosynthetic process.